This is a messenger RNA of Brassica rapa (field mustard), 861 nucleotides long. RefSeq names its product putative zinc finger CCCH domain-containing protein 10. The record is from RefSeq and is a predicted model, not a curated record. Gene Ontology annotation, molecular function: metal ion binding; mRNA binding. Lineage: Eukaryota; Viridiplantae; Streptophyta; Magnoliopsida; Brassicales; Brassicaceae.
AUGGGAGACGGCGCUCGAGAGAGUAAGCGACAAGCUCGGAGAAGAGAGUCGAGAUCCAUGGAAGAAACCAAGGAACGAAAUCCGGAUUUGAGGCCGAGAAAAUCUGAUGUUAGAACUGAGCGGAGACACGAUCACAAAGAGUCGUACACAGACAUUAAGAGACUGACAAGUCAUGAAACAGCUACAAAUCUUGAUCGGGAAAGGAGUGAACCCAAAACGACAUCUGAUGAGAGAAUCCCAAGUGACUAUCCAGUUCGUCCUGGUCAAAGUAGUUGUAGGAGUUAUCUACACAGUGGUCUCUGUGUCCGUGGAAGCAAUUGUCUUUUCAAUCAUCCUCGUUGUAAGUUCUUUCUGAGAGGAUUUUGUAAGGACGGCUCAGCUUGUAAAUUUCUCCACUCAAGGGACAACGAAGCUCCUAUGCGUCAAGCACUUUCAUCAAAUGAGAAAAACUUUCACCCAAAGGUCAUGGAGAAAGAGAAUCACAAGGUAGAUGCACAUGGUCAAGAGUACAAUCUGCAAGUAGGGAGAAAGAGAGAGAGCAUUGAGUGGCAGACGAGAGAAGCUCAAGAGAUGGGAAGGAGAAAGUCUAAAGCGUUUUUGGAGGAACAAAGAGUAACGGUAAAAGAAACUGAAACAAGAGAUCUGAUUCUCUUCUUUUACUGUCAUUGCAAAGUUGAAAAGACAACGGACAAGAUUGACGAAAAGAGACAGAGAGAUGUGGAGAAGCUGGAGAUAGAGGCUGAAGAGAUUUCUGAGGAACAAAGAUUGAAGGUAGAAAAAAACGGAGGGAGGCUAGUUCGAGACUUGAGUCAGGUGUUUGAAUUUGAAUCAUCAAACAUUUUCUCUCAAUUGCUUUUUUGA